AUGGAGUGUAAUGCAAGUAUUGCAGGGUUUGCUGGUGAAAUGCUUAGCACUGGCUUUAACGUUGUUGGGUUCAAUUGGAUUUCAUCACCAGCUGCAACAGAGCUAGAGAGCAUAGUGAUGGAUUGGCUUGGAAAAUUGCUAAUCCUUCCCACUUCAUUUCUUUUCUCUGCAGGUGGUGGUGGUGUCCUACAAGGAACUACUUGUGAGGCCAUGUUGUGCACACUAACUGCGGCCAGGGACCAAAUGUUAAACAAAAUUGGGAGAGAAAACAUGGGGAAGCUUGUUGUUUAUGGGUCUGAUCAAACCCAUUUUUCACUCCAAAAAGCUGCUAAAAUUGCAGGCAUUAACCCCUCGAAUUUUCGAUCUCUCUUGACCAUAAAGUCUGCUGCAUUUGGGUUGUCUCCUGAUUCACUAAGGUCAGCAAUUCAAUCAAAUAUUAAAUCUGGGCUAAUUCCAUUGUUUUACUGUGCCACUAUAGGGGCUACUUCAUCAAAUGCAGUUGAUCCAUUGGGGCCAUUAUGUGAUGUAGCAAAAGACUAUAAUAUAUGGGUUCAUAUUGAUGCUGCAUAUGCAGGAAGUGCAUUUAUUUGCCUAGAGUUCCACUAUUUUCUUCAUGGCAUUGAUGGUGCUAACUCAUUUAGCCUCAAUGCACAUAAAUGGUUCUUGACCACUUUGGAUUGUUGCUACCUCUGGGUAAAAAGACCCAAGUGCCCUAAUCAAAUCACUCUCAACAGAUCCUGA
This is a messenger RNA of Ilex paraguariensis (yerba mate), 741 nucleotides long. The record is from the annotation of a GenBank genome assembly. NCBI's taxonomy places the organism in Eukaryota, Viridiplantae, Streptophyta, Magnoliopsida, Aquifoliales, Aquifoliaceae.